Messenger RNA from Theobroma umbraticum, 2462 nucleotides. RefSeq names its product DNA double-strand break repair protein. NCBI's taxonomy places the organism in Eukaryota, Viridiplantae, Streptophyta, Magnoliopsida, Malvales, Malvaceae. The record is from RefSeq and is a predicted model, not a curated record.
CUUAAAGCCCAUUUCAGCUAAACCCUAAUUCUUUCUCUCUCUCUCUGGGAUUUUCUUAUUCUCAAUAACAGUAAGAAUGGCAAAAUUUCAUCGAACAGAUUGCAUCGAGAUUUUGUCGCAAAUUAAGCAUCAAGAGAAGCUGGUUAAUCUCAAAAGAAGGUGGUUGAUGGGACUUUCGACUUCCAGGUCCAAAAGGAAGCCAUGUAAGGAACCCAAGUUUUUUAAGUACAAGACUUUGCCUGAAUCUCUUCUGAGGGAUGAUGAUAUAUUCUGUGAGACUAUUAAAACUCAUGUUGAGGAAGCUUUUGGAGCACGUAAUUUCGGGAGAGGAAGUCAUGUUAUUCAACAUAGUGUCCAAUUGUUUGAUGCACCCAAGAUAAUGGGAUUCCUUCUCUCGUGCCUCAAUGCUUUGACUAAUAAUGGGCUUUACCUUAUUGCUAUGAUACUUACAGGAGGCUCAGGAAGUUUUGAGAAAACUCGGUGCAAAAUGAAGCAAGUUAUCAGAGAAUCUUUGCCGAGAUGUUUGAGCAGUGAAAAUCAUGAUCAUAAGAAAAAGGAUACAAUUAUGAAGCUAUAUAGAGUUCUCAAUGAUUGUCAAAAUUUUCGGGACAAUUCUAUGAAAUCAAUGACUGCAACAUUUCAAAUUCAUCAUGAUGCUGCGAUCCAUGUGCUGGAUGGGUUAGAGGAUUUCCCUUUACAAACCUUGAUUGCAAUGGACAGGAAGCUUAGAUGUCUCAAAAGAUUGCCCCAGUUACAGGCUUGUGAAUGGGGAAAAAAACGCAAACGCUUAAUUGAGAAAGUGAGUAAAACAGGCAAAAGGAUGCUUAGGGAUCUUGAAAAAGGAGGUGAACUACGAGAGCCAUUAGCUAAAGCAUUGGCAGUAGCAGACUUAUCAAUAAAACUAACUAGGGGCUGUCUAAAUACCUCAACAACAUGCUUUCACCGAUUCUCACCAGAAAUAAUAACCUUGCAGAAUGAUAUUAUCAAGGCUAUUUGGAUUCUCAAAACAAAGGUUAGAUUCCCUGAGCUGAAAACCUUAAAGCUUUUGUUGGAUCCGAAGGUUGAUAUAUCAAAUCGUUCUUUACGAGGAGCAAUUACAAAUAUGUUAACAGAGUUUCUCUUCGAGUGCAGUGAUAUGGAUACAAUUCCCAAGUCUUUAUUAGAAACUCUUGCUGUUAUUAAUAAGGAUUCUCGAUCUAUGCCACAUGGACGCUUCCUAAAGGAGGAAAUUGAAGAAGAGAUAGAAUGUAUACUAAGUGUGAGUGCUCAGUUGAAACAAAUUGUUUGGGACUUGCUUCCUGAUCAUGAGUUAGAUGAGGAAUUUGCUGAUGCGUAUGGAGAAGAAUUAGAAGAUAGUGUUGAUGGUAGUUGUGUAGAGGAUGAUGGGCAAAUGGAAAAUGAAGACUCUGAGAGUUGUAUGUCAUGUUCUGUCAAUUCAAUUGAGAGAGAUGAGGUUAAACUGAAUGUGAAAGUGGAUCCAGAAAUCAUAUCAAAUUAUGAGACAGGUAGCGAAGAUAUAAACGAAGUAAAGAGUGUGGGCAAAUUGCAUGCAUUUAUUGAUGGAAAUUGUUUUUCACCAUUCGGUCUACCAAGUGGAGAGUUAAAUGACUAUUCAUUUGAGAGAGAUGAAGUUAAACUGAACAGUGGAGUGGGUCCAGAAAAUGCAUCAAUUUUCUCUUCCAACCGCCAGUUGAGGAAUGCAAUGUUUGUGCACAACAAAUCAAGAAUGUAUAGAAAUCAAUACCUUAACAUCCAAGAAGCAAGUGAUGAGACAAGUUUGGUUGCCUACAAUCUAAUUGGUCUGUUACUGGAAAAGUUCACUAAGGAGCAGGACAUGGAUUUAGAUUGGAGCGAUAGCUUGUAUCUUAGAGGUGACUCUUCAGUUCAAGAACAUACCCAAGGAAAGAAGCAGAAAUGGCCUGAGGAAGAUGUGGGAGGUUCUUUCAUUCAAAUACUCAAGGAGCUAAUGCCUUCCGUUCCAAAGAGUGACAGAGAAAAAUUGGAGUGAAUGGGCACAAAUUAGGCACCGUUCGAUUUUGCAGGAUGAUUUUAAGGGCACAGAUUUUGUUAUGCUUCUGUGCUUAUUGAUUAAAUCUGACCUAUUCAAAUUUCUCUUCAAUCUUCAAUUAUUGGAGAUGUGGCUUUGACCUCCAAGGAGAGCAGAAUAAAAAAAGAUUACAUGGCCUCACUGGUUCUCAUUGUACAAUAAAUUGAUUGCUGGCUUGAUCUUGUUGCUUCAGAUCCAGGUAACCAUCCGAACCCCGCACAUAAUUGAUUGAAAACUGGUAAAGUGGAGAGCCAUAUUGUAUCUCAUCCGUUUCAGGAAAGUUUCAUUUUUUAUUCUUUGAUUUGGGGAAGGGGUAUUCAAGCCUUUUUCCUUGAGCAUGAAUUAAAUGUUCCCAUGCGAAAUAUCCAUUCUUUGGUACUUAUACUAUCAGUAAUAAUAGCAAUUCAUUUAGUUU